UGGCAACAAAUAAGUAUAAAUACAAUAAAAACAACAAAAAACUAUAAUGAUGUAUAUUAAUAAUUUCCGUACAAGAGAUGUGUAAAAGGGAGAUAAUAAUGUAACACUGCUGCAUUGAACAACAAAACAAAAACAAUGAUAUCUGAGAGGAGGGGAGAAGACGGAGAAAAGGAACUGCGCCUGCGCGGAAGAACACUGAACAACAAAGUUGAACGUCAGCAGGAUUACCCCGACCAAGAUUUGGGUUGAUACUCUCACACUGACAGCAUCAUGGAGGAGGAGGAGGCCCCCGUAGAUGGCGAAAUGGCCCCCAAUUCUGCAGAGACCUACGCUGCUCAGGCCAUGGCUGCAGACAUGGACCCCUGGAUUGUGUUUGACUCGAGGAGAACUCCCAGAUCCGAGUUCGAUGGCUGGCUGGAGAGUAACAGGCCUUCAAAAGUGCCCAGGUAUGGUAAUGAGGAAGGUGGUAUGGGCCCCGUGGGGUGGAUUGCUGUGCGGGGCCCGACCUACUCUCCAGACAGUGGGGAUGUCGACGGUCUCCAGGAGGGCUGGGAGCAACUUUUGGCCAGUGGCCGGUCUGUAAGCUUCCAGACAGUGAAGGAGCUGGCCCUGAACUACGGAGUUCUCUCGGGCAAAUGGCUGAUGCACUUGGACUCUGGUUUCAAGCUGGACAAUGCGUGGGAGUGCGUGGCCAGAGCAGCCCUGGAUGGCAAGGUCUGGACAUGUAAAGUCAGUACCUAUGACCCCAAGGGAGAGUGCAAGCAGGUCAUUUGUGCCUACAAUGAGAACUUCACCGACGAGAGCGAGAUUAUUAGGCUGGACUCUGUUAUUCGCGCUACAGGGGUCAAAUGCCCUCUCACCUACAAGCCGGAUGUGUACACGUACCUGGGAAUCUACCGAAACAACCGCUGGAAGCUUUGCCCAACCAUUUAUGAGAGCAAAUUUAACCUGGAGUGCGUACCUAGACGUUCCCACAUCAUCAACAGAGUCACCAAUCUUGAAGUAACAUAAGCCUAAACAAGAGAUUAAUGAGGCAUUUAUUUCUGUGAUCUGUGUUUCAUUGACUGAAAUAUCUCAAGUUCUUUUUUGGCAAAAAAAAAAGAAGCACUAAAUCUUAUUUCAGUUUUGUCUUCUCAUGCUGUUAUUUUUCAAAGUGACCUGAAAUAUUGUCACACUUUAUUUUUUUAAUUGAAUAUAUUCAUGAUGAAUAAGAAUAUUCUGUAUGUGUUCUUGAGAUUCUGUUUGUAACACACUAAUACUUACGUGACAGGGUCGCUGUAGAAAUCCUUGAUUUGUACGCACUUGGUUCAGAUGAGAAUUUGCAUCCAAUGAAGCAUUUCUUUUUCACAACAUACAUUUUGUAUAAUUUAUUCUUUCAUUUGUACUAAACAACAAUUACAGAGUUGCCAAAUAAAAUCUACUUUUGAUGACCAUUUUUCCACUGUAUGUUGUGAUUUUAUUUCCAAGAAGUGUUUUGGAUUUUGACAAAUUAUUUGUUACAAGCAAAAAUCGCAUAUCGUAUAGUAUAAUCUGCAUACAGUCACACCAGUAUAAAACAGUACAGUUUUAUCUUAAAGCGUUUUUUUUUUUUUACUACAAAGUAUAGCAAAUUGACCUUCAGGUCUGAGACUGGAGUUAGACUGCAGCCAU
Messenger RNA from Scomber japonicus (chub mackerel), 1650 nucleotides. It is a transcript of the gene c22h11orf68, whose product is annotated as chromosome 22 C11orf68 homolog. The transcript has 2 exons. Lineage: Eukaryota; Metazoa; Chordata; Actinopteri; Scombriformes; Scombridae. The record is from RefSeq and is a predicted model, not a curated record. The coding region runs from base 271 to 1011 and encodes 246 amino acids.